This is a messenger RNA of Letharia lupina, 1050 nucleotides long. RefSeq lists its product as uncharacterized. Lineage: Eukaryota; Fungi; Ascomycota; Lecanoromycetes; Lecanorales; Parmeliaceae. Bases 1 to 1050 code for a protein of 349 amino acids. The record is from RefSeq and is a predicted model, not a curated record. The transcript has 2 exons.
AUGGAUAUCUACAUCCAGCAGCAAGACUUCCGGCGCCUCAAGCACGCCAGCAACCCCUCACCAGCAGCGCAGUCCGGAUUUUCAGGCCCGGUCACAUUCAACGGCGCCAUCCAAGCACCUUCCGGUUCCACCUACAUUGGUGUCAAAUUCGAAGCCGGUACUGAGCUCGAUGUUGCCUUCUGCGCCCAGCAGUGUCUCGAGAACACUGCCUAUGACAAAGCUCACCCUAACUCGGAUGGCUCCUACAUGCCUUGCAACUUCUUCAAUGCUUACUUGGGCUACACUAAUGGUCAGAUUGAUGGUACGCACUGCGCCGAGUAUACAACUACAUAUGGCUCACCCUAUGAUACCAAUGUCGGACAAUACCAGAAUGGUGCUUACUACGCCGUCGAAUGCAGCUUUGGAUACAGCUUGACCCCACAGGAUUGUGGAUCGAUUGAGUGCGGCUCUAGCUCCAGCUCUGCCCCAGCUACCUCCGCAACUUCGUCAAUGACAGUCUCUAGCCCCAUCUUCAGCUCCACGGCUCCCAGCUCCACAAAGCCCGCAUCAUCAACUGCCGGCACACCAACUUCCCUCACCUCCAGUACACCAGCGCCCACCACCAUGAGCACCAUGACCAAGAACCGCCAGAGCAAAACCCCCGUCGUCCUGACAUCCACCACGGACGUCAUCACCACCGAGAUCGUCUACACCACGGUGACCAGCUGCCCCGUCUCAACCACAACCCACCACAACGGCGGAAGCACAUCCGUCGAAACCAUCACCAGCACAUCCACAUUCCUCACCACAGACACAGUCACGACCUGCGGAAAAUGCACCGUCACCACACCAAUCUUCAGCCCACCCGCGCCUGCUUCCACGACGACAGAGCAGGCCUGGACUGCCAUCUCGACCACGGCUUCCAGCACAUCGCAGCAGGCUUGGAGCACAUCGCCAGCAGCAUCGCAGCAGACAUCGAGCCCGCCGCAGAACUCCGUUACUCAGGCCGCUCCUGUCAAGCCUUCGACUACCAUGGCAACUAUGACCAAGGGCCAAGGAUCAUCUUGGUAG